Messenger RNA from Psilocybe cubensis, 2790 nucleotides. RefSeq lists its product as uncharacterized. The record is from RefSeq and is a predicted model, not a curated record. Gene Ontology annotation, molecular function: methionine-tRNA ligase activity; ATP binding. The coding region runs from base 1 to 2790 and encodes 929 amino acids. Gene Ontology annotation, biological process: methionyl-tRNA aminoacylation. NCBI's taxonomy places the organism in Eukaryota, Fungi, Basidiomycota, Agaricomycetes, Agaricales, Agrocybaceae. The transcript has 10 exons.
AUGUCAUCUGCUAGCCAUUUAAGCAUUAUAACCACUUUUUCCGACUGGAGUCAUGCAGAACGUGUAGAGGUUGAUGACCCAGAAGCAUCAGCUGCGUGGAUAGCUAUACAGAAAGCACACCUUGAGGAUCCUCAACAGAAACGCCUUUCAUCAUCUACGAAAACGCCUCGCGGAUGGUAUGAGCCCCAUGUCUCGCGAUACCCUCCUCCACCCCCAUCAUUGCACAUCAAUGCUCCUCCAAGAGCUGAAAAAGUGCCCAGUUAUUUCGGGCCUUUGAUCACAUCUUCCGAAAAGUUAAAUAUCAUCGACCACAAUUCCUGGCGAACAUCCGGGAAUGACGAAUCAGAAGAAGAGUUACCUCCACGCAACGAUCCCCUCACGCCGCGUAAUAUGGGUAACAGUGUCCCGAAUCCCUAUGACGGCAUCAACUCGUUUUCCGCUAAAGCGUUGCAGGUGGACCGGGAUUCUCCUUCAGACUCGUCUUUUUCGAUUGGAACCAGGGGGGAUGCGGAAUACCCUCCGUCCGCUUCGACUUCGUCUGACUGUGGAAAUGGCAACUCACCUGUCAAAAUGUCCCGCAGAAGCGGUCUUCUACUCUCUGCAGUAAGUGCCCCUGCGGUCGACUACAUGAAUGAGAAAGGCACGGAGUACAAGUACAAGACAAAUGAUUUUGUUGAGGUGUUUAUCGCAAUCACUGAUGUCAACGAAAGACGCACAUCCAAAUGGAUCAUGGGAACCGUGAAUAGGUCUGAUAUUCUCCCAGGAUGGACCACUAAUGGAGAAAGAGUCUACGACAUCAAAUACCGUAUUAAAUACUGCCACCCCAGCGACCCAUCGACUGAAGUAUGGGGAAUCUUCAGCGAGGUCGAAAUUCGUCGCUUGGUUCCUCGUUUGAGCAACACACCAUUACCAAAAUAUGGGACACUACUGUUUAUUCGAAGCAGAAUUUUCGACCCAAUCCAAGGUAAAAUACAAAGUACUUGGUUUCCCUCCGUAUGCAACGAGUACGGGGUUUUCGGACUGGUAGGGGACUAUAGUAAUGCAUUGGUGCCCCCAGAUAGCCGCUUCAGACCGUGUACUCAGGAGGCGUUAGAAGAUAUGCGUAGAGACGGGUCGAAGAUUUUGUUUCCGUGGUCUAAUUUUGAGGCCUUCUCGCAAGCUGUUAGGCGAGACAAGCCAUUUUACAUCACCACACCCAUUUUCUACCCGAAUGCAUCACCUCAUAUCGGACACUUGUACACACUGGUAACUGGUGAUGUAUUUGCACGGUACCAGAGACAAAAAGGAAGGGACGUCAGGUUUCUUGCGGGGACGGAUGAGCAUGGUCUUAAAAUCCAAAAAGCGGCUCGGGCACACUUCAAUGGACAGUCUGGUCGGGAGAAGGAGUUUUGUGAUGCACUUAGCCAAAGAUUUCGGGAUUUGGCAGAGUCAGCGUCCAUAAGCAAUACUUGCUUCAUGCGUACAUCAUCUGAAGAACACCGUCGGACGGUUGAGCAUGUUUGGCGCAGCCUUUGCGAGAAGGGCUUCAUCUACAAAAGCAGAUACGAGGGCUGGUAUUCCAUCACCGACGAAUGUUUCUACACCGACUCCCAAAUUACAUAUCCCACCCCGUCCACGCCGAUUUCAAUCGAAACAGGUGCUGCCGUCGAAUGGGCGUCCGAGGAAAACUACAUGUUCAAGCUGUCUGCCUUGCGCGACGCUCUCUUGCAACACUACACAUCCAGACCUGGAAGUGUGUACCCCGAGCAAUACUAUGAUGAUGUACUAGGCAUGCUAGGUGACGGUCAACUCCUCGCCGACAUCUCUAUCUCACGUCCACGCUCGCGACUCGAGUGGGGCGUGCAAGUCCCCGACGACCCUGAGCAGACGGUAUACGUCUGGUUCGAUGCUCUCUUAAUCUAUCUGACUGGCGCUGGAUAUCCGUGGGUCACUGCCCAAUCUCGUGGCGGCUGGCCUGCGGAUAUACAAGUCAUCGGCAAGGAUAUUCUGCGCUUCCACGCUAUAUACCUCCCCGCCAUAUUGCUCGCUCUAUCGUCAUCCGGAACUGUAGUCCAUCUCCCCAAGACCCUGCUGACACACGCCCACUGGACGUCUUCGCAGAAGAAAAUGAGCAAAUCGCUAGGGAACGUGGCAGACCCGCAGGAGGCUAUGAAGAAAUGGGGUGUUGAUGUCGUCCGCUUCUACAUGAUGCGUGUCGGCGGGAGGUGGAGGUCGGAUGCAGAUUGGUCAGCUGAACAGGUGGACAAGCACUUUAGAGAAAUUAAAGACCAGCUCGGGAACUACUUCAUGCGUGUCGCCUCCCCUGUUCUGUUUAAACGCUCACAAGGUGGCGAGGGUCCGAUCCAUGAGUCAAUACAACAGGCGUUUCUAGAAGACAUGCCUGAUGGUGUUUCUGCGGAAACAGAUUCUGGAGACUGGAAUGCCAUUCUGUUAAGGCACACCCUGGCAUUGAACUCGAAAUUCGAAAAAAACAUGGAUGCCCUUGAGGCAGGUAACGCCCUCGCGGAAAUUAUGGCAGUCCUCAAGGUGGCCAAUAAGGUGCUGAACGAAAUCCAGCCAUGGGCAGCUGAGACGCACCCUCAACUUGUCCACACCACACGUGUCGUCGGUCUAGAGACAUUACGUGUCGUCGCACAUUGUCUGGGACCCUUCAUGCCUAGCGUUGCUGCCAGACUCCAGGAAACUUUGGGCACAGUUGAAUAUCAUGAAGGUAUAGACAGGGAGGAAGCGAUGCGUGUGUUUUGGAUGCGCUGGGAGAAGAAACCUGUGAAAGCAUUUCCCUUAUUCUAA